Hyaena hyaena (striped hyena) is the source of this 3516-nucleotide messenger RNA. It is a transcript of the gene AGPAT5, whose product is annotated as 1-acylglycerol-3-phosphate O-acyltransferase 5. NCBI's taxonomy places the organism in Eukaryota, Metazoa, Chordata, Mammalia, Carnivora, Hyaenidae. Gene Ontology annotation, cellular component: mitochondrion; endomembrane system. The record is from RefSeq and is a predicted model, not a curated record. The transcript has 8 exons. Gene Ontology annotation, molecular function: acyltransferase activity. The coding region runs from base 83 to 1180 and encodes 365 amino acids.
CGGGCCGACGGCGGCGGGGCGGCCUGGAGGCGCCCCGGGCGGGGAGCGGCCGGCGGCGCAGUCCGCGUGCGGAGCCGGGAAGAUGCUGCUGUCCCUGGUGCUCCACAUGUACUCGAUGCGCUGCGUGCUGCCGGCCGCGGUGCUGCUGGGCACGGCCCCCACCUACGUGCUGGCCUGGGGGGCCUGGCGCCUGCUCUCCGCCUUCCUGCCCUCCCGCUUCUACCAGGCGGUGGACGACCGGCUCUACUGCGUCUAUCAGAGCAUGGUGCUCUUCUUCUUCGAGAACUACACCGGCGUGCAGAUACUGCUAUAUGGAGAUUUGCCAAAAAACAAAGAAAACAUAAUAUAUUUAGCAAAUCAUCAAAGCACAGUUGACUGGAUUAUUGCUGAUAUUUUGGCCAUCAGGCAGAAUGCGCUGGGACAUGUACGCUAUGUGCUGAAAGAUGGGUUAAAGUGGCUUCCCCUGUACGGGUGUUACUUUUCUCAGCAUGGAGGGAUCUAUGUGAAGCGCAGUGCCAAAUUCGAUGAAAAGGAAAUGAGAAAGAAGCUGCAGAGGUACAUGAACGCACAGACUCCAAUGUAUCUUGUGAUUUUUCCAGAAGGAACAAGGUAUAAUCCAGAACUAACAAAAGUCAUUUCAGCUAGUCAAACAUUUGCUGCUAAAGAAGGCCUUGCAGUAUUAAAACAUGUGCUGACACCAAGAAUAAAGGCAACUCAUGUUGCUUUUGAUUCUUUGAAGAAUUAUUUGGAUGCAAUAUAUGAUGUGACAGUGGCUUUUGAAGGGACUGUUGACGAUAAAGGGCAGCGGAAAGAAGCCCCAUCCAUGGCUGAAUUUCUCUGCAAAGAAUGUCCAAAAAUUCACAUUCACAUUGACCGUAUAGACAGAAAAGACGUUCCGGAAGAACAAGCAUGUAUGAGAAGGUGGCUUCACGAGCGCUUUGAAAUAAAAGACAAGUUGCUCAUAGAAUUUUAUGAUUCACUGGAUCCAGAAAGAAGAAACAAAUUUCCGGGGGAAAGUGUUAAUUCUAAAUUAAGUCUCAAGAAGACUUUACCAUCGUUUUUGAUCCUAAGUGGUUUGACUGCUGGUAUGCUAAUGACCGAGGCUGGAAGGAAACUCUAUGUAAAAACGUGGAUUUAUGGAACCUUAAUAGGGUGCUUGUGGGUUAGUAUUAAAGCAUAAACAAGUAGCCGUCUGCAGGCAGCGGGUUGUGCUACGUGAUUUAUCACUGACAGUCACACGGGACAUCACAUUGUUUCCUGAAUUAAUAAGAAGUGUAAAUAAAGCCUUGUUGAUUGACCAUUGGAUAAAAUAGAAUUUCUGACUAAAGCCGACAUGCAGGUGAUCUUGGGCAGACAUACGUGAUUUUCCAACUUUAGAUCGAGCUGCUGGAAAGGGACACUAAGCGGUAUGUGCUGUCCUCGCGUGUCAGUGAGCCAGUGUACUCUUCAGAAGACUGUUGGCAUUGUGUGCUUUGGCAUUGUCCUGUAACUCAGAGCGCGGCACUCAUGAACAUUAAUUUGCAGGCUACUUCACUGUAUUUGUUAUUUUUAAUUUUUUACAACUUGACUAGUCCAACCUGUCAUCGCUGAAGUAUGUAGUGUCUCGCAGUCGUGUAACAUUUUGCCUUUUGCUUAAUUUCUCCAAGUGGAUGAAAGAAACUAUUUGUGUAUCAAGAAGGAUACAAGGAAAAGGGCAAGAAAUGUCCAUGGGGAAGAAGGUGUGGUUUGCGCAUGCUUUUAUUGUAGUGUGUUCUUAGCUGACUUUACCUUCUAUUUGCAAAGUAAUUAACUUUUCUAAUAUUUAUUAAAACGGCUUAAUUUGCACACCCUGUGUUGUACACAAAGGAAUAAUGUGUGAAAUACAAGAGUUACGUCUCGGUCGGCGCCGUGACCCUGGCCCGCUGUGGCAGAGCUGCGUUGCCCGGCGUUGUGAGGAGCAAAGCCGAGGCCGCAGCACCUGCCAGUGUCCGUGACCGGCUUUUCAGAUCUUCAGGCUUCCUGUUAUUUUUACAUCAAAAUAAUCAGCGUGAACCUUGGUUGGACCUGAGUCCGCAGAUUCCUGAGGUGAUGGGAGCCUUCAGACGCCCGACUAGGUUUACAAGCAUGUGCCUUUGGCCCAUUAUUGCUUUUGGGUUUAGCAGAAGUCAUUUUUGUUUUGUCAUCAUGGGCGGUUUCCACUGCGUGUGAAUUCUUUUCCGUUGGGGCCCCGGUGGCGUGCUGCUCGGGGCCUGGCACAGGACGGGCGCGGGGGGAGCACGGAGCCAGCGGCCUGUCCCGCUGCACGUGGGACUUGGCUAAGCUGUCGUGAGCCCGUCCCACCGGCUGCGGCAGAGGCGCUCGGCGGGCUCCUUCCUCAGGCCAGUGAAGCCCAGGCUCAGUCCAUCAGGCCCGAGUGAAUUCGUGGGGUCCCCGCUAGUUUCAGCGGGGCACACAGUUCACCCGUGUCACCUCCGAACAGGAGCUGCUUUCAGGGACCCAGUGCCACCAUUCAUUCCGCUUUCAGUCGCGAAGUAAUCACAGUAGGCUGGGGACGAGGACCUUUGUGGGUCUGCUCGGUUUGUAAGUUCUAACUUAAACUGGACUGUUGCCUCCUAGUCCUUCAGGGUAACGUUUCUGCCUGGUGGGGUUUUGUUGUAAAAUUGGGCCAGUGUCCCCAGAUGAAACACCCCAACUGAACCAUGAUGAGCAGAAUGAAAAUAAUGAGGAAGGGGAAUUUGGUCUAACUGACUCCCCAGACCCAGAGAGCAGGCCAUGGCAGACAGCACCUUUGAAGACCUGGGUAGUACGAACUGGUUUGUAUACAUCCACGGGUGUGUGUGUGCGCGCGCGUGCGUGUGUGUGUGUGUACGCACAUGCACACAGGAUAUGGUUGGUCACCUUAUGCAUGGGGGUGUAGGGAAAACUUCUGAAAAGUGUUCUCAUGCCAAAUUGUCUUUUUCUCUUACCUGUAACAUGAAAUUUAAAUCAGUCUCAUGUCUUGGUUAAUCCUUUUUUUAAAAAGUCCUAAAGUUAGAAUUAAUUUCUAAUUUGACUGAAGUAAAUGUGAGUUGUGUGACUGACUUUGAAUAUCAUGGAUAUGCUCUAAAUUUAAACUCUAAGAAGAAGUAUCAUGGAAUAAUAUUGAAUGUAACUGAUUUGGGGAAGUUACAAUUAAUUGCAUAAGGUCACGUUGAACACCAUGUCUCUUACAACCAUUCUUAUAUUUUCACAAAAAUUCUAUAAAAUAUGUGAGUUUCAAAAUUUUGUAUUAAAAUAUUUGGAAAACUAGAAGCUUCUUUUUAACAUGUGCUGAUAUGACUUGAAUUCUUAUUUUCUGAAAUGAAGAGCCCUGUAUCUCUCUGUAAAUCUUUUCACAUAUCUUAAGCCUUCCUUUUUGUUAUUAUUGUUGAUGGGCAGCUUAGUUAUUACUUAGUUUUUCUUUAUAAGAAUGCCAUCAAUGUGCAUGCUUUUAUGUUUUCCAGAAAAGGGUGUGUUUGGAUGAAAGUAAAAGAAAAAAUAAAAUCUUUCACUGUCUCA